Penicillium oxalicum is the source of this 4026-nucleotide messenger RNA. RefSeq lists its product as uncharacterized. The transcript is spliced from 4 exons. The record is from RefSeq and is a predicted model, not a curated record. Gene Ontology annotation, cellular component: membrane. Bases 1 to 4026 code for a protein of 1341 amino acids. NCBI's taxonomy places the organism in Eukaryota, Fungi, Ascomycota, Eurotiomycetes, Eurotiales, Aspergillaceae.
AUGGCGGCAUUUAAAACACGAGGAUCGCCAGAUCUGGCCAAUGGUGGCCCCCAUCCUCAAUCGACCCCAGCGGCUGCUCGUAAAGCCUCCAAUGCUCGCGGACAGAACGCGGCUAUGUCCUUUCCAAACAGUGAACAGGGCAGCGCCCCAACUCGAUCAUUCUCGGGCAGGGCUGCUCCCAACUUGAACUACACCACACGGAAGCCAGCACCAGGGGCCUCCCAGGUCGUGGAUGAACAAUCAAACACCCCUCGCGGUCUUCCGCCUACCAAUUAUCUCCAUGAUCUCCCUAUCACCUCAUCUGAGGACAAAGAAUUGCAGUCACCUGUCGAGCAUUCAACCGCUGUGAAUGCACCUUCCAUGCCAAGUCGGUCAAACACGAUUCAAUCGACAAGUGGUGCGAGCACGAAGAAGGAUUGGGCCUCGGAUCGAUCGCCCCUGCAGAAGCUUGAAGUGACGCUCUCGGGGAUCAGCAAAGAAGAAAAACGAGCGCGAGUCCAACAAGCCGAGAUGCGAUUGCGGGAACGCCUGGCUCGUCAACAGCUUGAAAAAGACCAGGCGGCAGCGGCUGCUGCUGCUGCUGGUAAUAACGGUGAUAAAGCCCAUCUCAACCAGAGCACGCCUUCAGGCAACCACUUGACUCAUAACUCGACGAGAGGAAAUGGAAAUGAUCGAGUGCAGAUCAAUGAGAAUACCCGAGCUAGUGCAGCUUCGGCUCGAUCACAAGGUGCCGCCACGCACGAUAAUGCAGUGGGUCGGAUGAAUGGCCAGCAUUCAGAGAAUCGCGUCCCUGGGUCUGCGCAGUGGGCGCGAGUACCCAAUACUGGAGCUUUACCGAUGAAGGCGGCCAGUCCAAUGAGAUCUAACUCAGAGCGAGAACAAAGGGGAUGGAGCAAACCGUCUACACACACUCGCUCAGUGUCUCACCACGAACACCUGAAUCCAUCACCACUAGUGUCGAGCAUUACUACCCAUGCAGAGAGAAAAGAAUCUCCUUCGACGCUCGAGUCAAUCCCUGGAGCGUCGCUCCCACGGUCUAAGCCAAGACAAACGGUAUCCUUUGAUGUGCCGCCGCCAACCCCUCCACCCAUCUUCGAAUGGCGGAACGCGCCAGUAGCUCGCAUAGGAGCCGCCGAUUUUGAUUUCCAGAAUCUGGACAUUGAUCGCAGUCAGGCUUGGUGGGAGGGCGGAGCUUCCACCGAUCGUCGGAAGAGUAGAGCCCUGCCAAAAAACUAUCAGACUGCGGCCCAAAAGGUUACCGGGGUCACCGCACACAAAACUUUCCAGCCCAAGUUGUUCUUACGAUGCGGGCCUCUCCUUCGAUACACCGGCACGAAAACCGUCACUGUCGACGGAACCAAUGGCCCCGUUGAGACGGAGCUCUGGCGGGGCUCAAUUCUGAUCGUCACGAAAGACUCUCGCUCAUCUUACGAGACUCCGCCCAUGCUGAGGCUCUUUUGUCAGCCUAUGAAUCUCCUGCCUCCUCCCCCCGCAGUCAUCAGUGGGGAAGAUGGAGCGCUAGCGCCUGAAUACGUUGAUCCGACGGCGGGCCUCAUGAAAGUUGGUCGUGACGGUCGUCCACUCUACGCCAAGCCAGUAGAACAUCUUGAGGAAGAGUUGGAUUUGUCUGCCAUCGAGAACGAUGAUGGACUUUAUGAGUUGUCCCCAAGCGUCAUUGACUACAGUGUCGACGGAGCCAAACAAACGGUUCCUGCAAAUCGAAUCCAUCCAGUGGAUGGCGAGACUGCUGGUUUGUAUCGGGAUGUCCCAGGGGUUCGCCUGUAUGCGGAUCCAGCUCGUGAUGUGACGUUUUGGAGAUUCAGUAUGGAGAUUGAACUUGGAACCACACAGCAGCGCCUUGCAUACCGCAUCAAUCAAGGACCCGCACUGGGUUUCUGGAUUCCAGCUCGAGGACAGUCGAUGAAUAUCAUGUUUCACAGCGGCAACGGCUUUGGUCCCAACGCUGAUCCUGAUCCUCUGUGCGGACCCGAUCCGCUUUGGCGCGAUGUUUUGAACGAGCACCAAACGCAGCCCUUCCAUGUUAUGAUCGGUGGUGGCGAUCAGAUCUUCAAUGACAGGCUGAUCACCGAUCUUCCUCUGUUCCAGGAAUGGAUCAAGAUCAAGAAUGCCGCUGAUCGGUAUGGCGCGCCUUUAACACCGCAAUUCCGCGCAGAGCUUGAGAAAUUUUAUCUCGAAAGCUACGCUUCGUGGUUCUCGCAGGGCCUUUUCUCCCUGGCCAAUUCCCAGAUUCCGAUGGUCAAUAUGUGGAACGAUCAUGAAAUCUUUGAAGGAUUUGGAUCGUACCACGACGAAUUUAUGCAAAGUGCUGUCAUAUCGGGGAUAGGCAAGAUUGCUCACAAAUACUAUCUCCUGUUUCAACAUCACAGCGUCGUGGACGAGACUGAGACUGAUGAGCCUAGCUGGCUCCUUGGCGCUCGGCCGGGUCCCUACAUUGAAGAAAGAAGCCGCAAUCUAUUCAUGUCGAUGGGUAGUGAAAAUGAUGAAGUCAUCAGUCCCGACACGUAUGAGUUCGUUUGGGAUAGAUGUCAUCAAGAAAUCGUCAAGGGGAAGACGAAGCACUUGAUCGUCUUGUCAAGCGUGCCAAUUGCCUACCCUCGUGUGGUACGUCGCCCACUUGACCCAUCCUCGCAUCCGAAGCUGACCCGUGCACCCCCAAAGGCCAUGCUCAAGAACUACAUGAACAGCCGGAAAUCGAUCGGCAAAGCCGGGAUGAUCGGAGGCAUCGUCAACCGGUCAGGUGGCAAUGUGGAGGUGUUUGAUGACCAUUGGACUGGAAAGCACCUCAAGGCGGAGCGGACAUGGCUGGUCGAGGAUUUGCAGGAUCUUGCAGCAGAGAAGUCCGUUCGGGUCACGAUCCUAAGUGGCGAUGUGAACCUGGCUGCAGUGGGUCAAUUCUAUUCCAACCCGAAAUUGGACAUUCCGAAAGACCGCGACUAUCGAUACAUGCCCAAUGUCAUUGCGUCCGCUAUUGCCAAUGUGCCCGAGAGUGAGAUCAUUUCGGAUCUGCUCAACAAGCGCAACACAGUCCACCAUAUGGACUCUAAUACAGAUGAGGAUGUCAUUCCCAUUUUCGAGCAAGAUGUUGACGGCAAAGUGCGUAAUAACAAACGGCUUCUUCCCCGACGCAACUGGUGCUCCAUUCGAGAAUAUCACCCUGGAGCUACACCACUCAGUACGCCCGAGUCGGAAGAGGUGUUGACUCCCGAGCCUCGCCCAGGCAAGCUCAAACGUACAUUGUCACUGGGAAGAGGGGAUAGAGGCCCGGGGAGCAAGCCCGGUGGUCUGUUCCGGCGACUUUCCUCACGGGGAGCACCGCCCACACGCACCAUGAGUUUCGGACGUGCCGCGGGGGUCACCGGACGACGGGCAAGCGUUGAUGCGUAUGUCCCUCGACCACAUGAGAAUGCUGACAGCUAUUUCCCUGGUGGCCCCCAGGAAACUCCUAGACCCGGCCCCUUUCACCGACGACCCACCAGCCUCAGUCUCAAAGCCAACAAACGCGGAGCAAAGGCGCAAGGUGAUGACGGAGCGGGAGCUCUGGUCAACUUGGAAGGCGGUCUCGCGAUCACCAUGAACCUUGAGGUCAGCCCACGAGAUCCAGCGGGCAUUACAGCACCCUAUAAGCUCCUGGUGCCAGCGCUGUACUACGAGGGAACCGAGUACGACCCUGAACCAACGCCAGUGGUAAAAGGUUGGCGCAAGUGGCUUCGUAUGCCACGACGAAGAAAAGAGAAGACAGAUGACGAGGACUUUGAUUAUGAUGACGAGGAUGCCGACGAUUACGAAGACCAUGACACGAUCAAUAAUACCCGCGCAAAUGCUGCCACAACUCAUCCUCAUUACGAGGCAUACCCGGACAGCGAUGAGGAAAUGGGUGAAUUCGCCUCACACCGCAUAGCUCCUCCCCCCAUGGCCCAUCCGAAUGAUGAAUCGGACAACGAUGAGGAGGAAGAUUACGACGAUGACUAUCGUCGUCCUCGGAAGAAGUGGUUUGGUGUGAUUUAA